GAGCGGCCCUGCUCACCUAACGGGAAGAAGGUGGGGAGGGAGAGGAGUGGGUGGCCUCCUGGCCACGCCCCCGAGUGGGCGGAGCCUGUGAGCCUGGGUCUGGUGGGAGGUGGGGAGGGCAACCGAGAGCCUAGUUUUGUUCUCAGCUGCAGAGAGGCUAAACCCUGAGCCGCUGACCUGCCCAUCCCAUCCUCACCUCUGCUGUCUUCAGUCCUGCCAUGCCGCUGGCCCGCAGCCUCUCGGUGACCUCCCUGACGGGCUUAGAGGACUGGGACGAUGAACUUGACUUGGAUAAUGCCGUCCUCUUUGAAGUGGCUUGGGAGGUGGCCAAUAAAGUUGGUGGGAUUUACACGGUUAUCCAGACCAAGGCCAAGAUUACACUGGAUGAGUGGGGUGAGAAUUACUUCCUGAUCGGGCCUUACCUGGAGUUGAACGUCCGCACACAAGUGGAGCUCAUAGAGCCACCCAACCCUGCCAUCCGCCGUACAAUUGACUCCAUGAAUGCAAAAGGAUGCAAAGUUUAUUUUGGUCGCUGGCUGAUUGAAGGGGGGCCCUAUGUGAUUCUCAUUGAUAUCGGAGCCACUGCCUGGAGCUUGGAUCGCUGGAAGACAGAACUCUGGGAAAGCUGCUCCAUUGGGAUUCCUUGGUACGACCGAGAGGCAAAUGAUGCCGUUCUCUUUGGCUUCCUUACUGCCUGGUUUCUUGGGGAGUUUUCCGCACAAUGUGAGGAGACGCCGUUCAUCAUCGGUCAUUUCCACGAGUGGUUGUCUGGGGUUGGUCUUUUCCUCUGCAGGAUCCGGAAGCUUCCGGUGGCUACCAUCUUCACCACCCAUGCCACUUUGCUUGGGCGCUACUUGUGCGCCGGAAGUGUCGACUUCUACAAUAAUCUCCAAACUUUUAAUUUGGACAAGGAGGCUGGGGACCGACAGAUCUACCAUCGUUACUGUAUGGAGCGGGCUGCUGUCCAUUGCACGCAUGUUUUUACCACAGUCUCCCAGAUCACAGCUGUGGAAGCUGAACACUUGUUGAAAAGGAAACCAGAUAUUGUGACUCCCAAUGGUCUAAACGUCAAGAAAUUUUCUGCCAUGCACGAAUUCCAGAACCUCCAUGCCCAGAGCAAGGCGCGUAUCCAGGAGUUUGUCCGGGGCCACUUCUACGGGCACCUGGACUUCAAUCUGGACAAGACCAUCUUCUUCUUCAUCGCUGGGCGCUAUGAAUAUUCCAACAAAGGGGCUGACAUUUUCUUAGAAGCCCUUGCCCGCCUCAACUACCUGCUGAGAGUAAAUGGUAGCCAGACAACAGUAGUGGCCUUCUUCAUUAUGCCAGCCAGGACCAACAACUUCAAUGUUGAGACUCUGAAAGGCCAAGCCGUCCGCAAGCAGCUCUGGGAUACAGCUAAUGCAGUGAAAGAAAAGUUUGGCAAAAAGCUCUACGAGUCACUCCUUGUAGGGAAUCUUCCUGAUAUGAACAAAAUGCUGGACAAGGAGGAUUUCACGAUGAUGAAGAGAGCCAUCUUUGCCACCCAGCGCCAGUCUUUUCCCCCAAUCUGCACCCAUAACAUGCUGGAUGAUUCCACCGACCCCAUUCUCAACAGCAUCCGCCGCAUUGGCCUUUUUAACAGCAGUGCCGAUCGCGUCAAGGUUAUCUUCCACCCAGAAUUCCUGUCUUCCACUAGUCCUCUCCUUCCAGUUGAUUAUGAGGAAUUUGUUAGAGGCUGCCAUUUAGGGGUGUUCCCUUCUUACUACGAGCCAUGGGGCUACACACCAGCUGAAUGCACUGUGAUGGGCAUCCCCAGUGUUUCCACCAACCUCUCUGGCUUUGGCUGCUUUAUGGAGGAACACAUAGCAGAUCCAUCUGCCUAUGGAAUCUACAUCCUCGACCGACGUUUUCGGGGCUUGGAUGAGUCUUGCACACAGCUGACCUCUUUUCUGUACAGCUUCUGUCAGCAAACACGGCGGCAACGCAUCAUCCAGCGGAACCGCACCGAGCGGCUUUCUGAUCUCUUAGACUGGAAAUAUCUAGGCCGGUAUUACAUGUACGCAAGACACAUGGCACUCGCUAAGGCAUUCCCUGACAACUUCACCUAUGAGCCACAUGAGCCAACAGCGGCUCAGGGCUUCCGCUACCCACGCCCGGCCUCGGUGCCGCCAUCUCCCUCCGUCUCCCGCCACUCCAGUCCCCACCACAGCGAGACCGAAGAGGAUGAUGAACGGUACGAUGAGGAGGAGGAAGCGGAAAAGGACCGGCAGAACAUCAAGCCCCCGGGCAUGAUGGGCCCCAUCCCCGAGUGGCGCAAGCGCUCCAAGAAAGGAUCCAGCGAAGCCAGCACGUCCUCCAAUGCCAGCACCCCCACCAUUCCCAGCAGCCCCAGCGACCUCAGCAGCCCCACCAACUCUCUGAUCGAAGAGAGGAAUUAGCUUGUGCCUACGCACUCUCCCGCUCUUUCCCACACCUCCCUCUUGCCCUCAGUAGGUCAGCUGGGUUCUCUGGUGCUGGAUUCCUGAAAAGAUCCACAAAUGUAGGUUCUAACAUGUUCCAGUUCUGAGGAAAGGCUUGGGAUUGGCCUGUGUUUCUAAUGCCAAGCUGAAAAAUUGUCUGCUGUAGCUCAGGUUGUGCAAAUGAGGGAAAGGGAGACGCUCCUCCAUGCUUUGGAGUGGGUCUCAAGGAUGUGGUUUUAACUCAUUUCAGAACAUGAAACACAACA
Molecule: messenger RNA, 2704 nt
Organism: Anolis carolinensis (green anole)
Lineage: Eukaryota; Metazoa; Chordata; Lepidosauria; Squamata; Anolidae
Gene: gys1
Product: glycogen synthase 1
Exons: 17
Coding region: 219-2417 (732 amino acids)
Biological process (GO): glycogen biosynthetic process
Cellular component (GO): cytoplasm
Molecular function (GO): alpha-1,4-glucan glucosyltransferase (UDP-glucose donor) activity
Source: RefSeq, a predicted model, not a curated record